AAUAUGGAGAAUUUUGAAGAGCUUAAAAGAGCAGUGGACAGCGUAGAAAUGGUAGAUGCUCAUGCACACAACAUUGUGGCGCUCGACUCCACUCUCCCUUUCCUUAGCUGCUUCUCUCAAUCUGUAGGAGGCAAAACUGCAUCUGAUUUCCCUAAUUCCGCCGACUUCAAGGUGAAUCUAAAUGAAAUUUGUGAACUGUAUGGCUCAAGCUUAUCCUUGGAUGCUGUUGAGGAAUCUCGUCGAUGCUUAGGGUUGGAGGCGAGUGCUGCAGUUUGCUUUAAAGCUGCAAGAAUUGUUAUCUUACUUAUUGACGAUGGAAUUAAAUUGGACAAAAAACUUGAUGUCAAAUGGCAUGAAAGACUUGUACCAACAGUUGGUAGAAUACUACAAGUUGAGCAUGUUGCUGAAAAUAUCCUAGAGAAGGGUUCAAAAGGGAAUUUGUGGACACUGAGUUCAUUUAUGGAGAUUUUCACUAAGGAACUGAAGUCAGAAGGUGAUAAAGUUGUUGCCUUUAAAAGUAUUAUUGCACAUCGUAGUGGCCUUGCAAUUAAUACAAAAGUCACACAAAAGGAGGCUGAGGAGGGUCUGAAUGACAUUUUAUGUGCCAGGAAGUCAGUCAGAAUCUCAAACAAGAGCUUUAGUGAUUAUAUCUUUAUGCAUGCUUUGGAGGUUGCUCAAAAUUUUGACUUGCCAAUGCAGAUAGACACAAGUUUAGAGGAGAAGGAUUUGGAUCUUAGGCCAGGGAAUCCCCUUAAUCUUCGCAAUCUUCUUGAGGAUAAGAGAUUCACUAAGAAUCGAUUAGUGCUUUUACAUGCAUCAUUCCCUUUCUUAAAGGAAGCUUCAUAUCUUGCUUCCAUCUACCCUCAAGUCUAUCUUGAUUUUGGCUUGAGGAUUCCUAAGCCUAACUUCGAUGGGUUGGUGUCCUCAGUGAAAGAAAUUCUAGACCUUGCUCCUGUCAAUAAGGUCAUGAUCAACAGUAGUGGCAUCGCAUUUGCUGAAACAUUUUACCUAGGUGCAAAGAAAGCACGUGAAGUGGUAUUCAAUGUCCUAUGGGAUGCAUGCGUCCAUGAUGAACUUUCAAUUACAGAAGCUAUUGCACUUGUUAAAGCUAUUUUUGCAGAAAAUGCAAAGCAAUUCUACAAGCUUGAUGCUUCAUCAAGAUAUUCUGAUGUAGAACCUCAGUCUUUAUCAUAUCCCUUCAAAAAGGAAGAGUUAAAUGGUCCAUUGACAGAUGUUACAGCUGUUCGCAUUAUUUGGUUAGAUUUCUCUGCUCAACAUAGAUGCCGUGUUGUUCCCCAACAUCGCUACUAUAGUUGUGUGAAGAAACAUGGUGUUGGCUUAACUGUUGAAUGUAUGAGAUUGAGUUCAAUAUCUGAUGAUCUAUGUGAAGAACAUUCGCUUCCUUCCUCAGGUGAGGUCAGAGUUGUUCCGGACUUAUCGACCAAAUACAGAAUCCCCUGCUUCACCAACUUUUCUGACGCAGACAGCUUUUACAGCUGUACCGCACUUUGA
Molecule: messenger RNA, 1512 nt
Organism: Solanum stenotomum
Lineage: Eukaryota; Viridiplantae; Streptophyta; Magnoliopsida; Solanales; Solanaceae
Product: protein fluG-like
Exons: 11
Coding region: 4-1512 (502 amino acids)
Molecular function (GO): glutamine synthetase activity
Source: RefSeq, a predicted model, not a curated record